Molecule: messenger RNA, 2625 nt
Organism: Panicum hallii
Lineage: Eukaryota; Viridiplantae; Streptophyta; Magnoliopsida; Poales; Poaceae
Product: AAA-ATPase At2g46620
Exons: 2
Coding region: 167-1720 (517 amino acids)
Molecular function (GO): ATP hydrolysis activity; ATP binding
Source: RefSeq, a predicted model, not a curated record
UUUUUCUAUCCAAGUAGUCCCCCUCCUUCUUUGACCGCCGUGGCCCACCCCGUCCGAUCAAUUUCCCCCCUCUUCUUCAAAAGCCUCGUCUCGGCAACAGGAGCAGCAGGGUGCACACGACAACACGAACCCGAGCCAGCGCGCACCGUCACACAGCCAAAGCGUCAUGCCGCUGCACGCCACGAGCGGCGUCGUCGGCGCUGGCGCCCUCGCCUACGCCACCCUCGCGCUCGCGGCGCUGCGCCUGCUGCUGUCCUACAAGUCCGCGCUCUACGCGCUGCGCCGCCUCUGGCGGUGCGCCGACGAGUGGGCGCAGGCGUACCAGUACCACGAGGUGCCGCGCUUCGCCUGCGACGGCGCCGAGAACCCGCUCUUCCGCAAGGCCGCCGCGUACGUGGCCGCGCUGCCGUCGCUCGAGGACUCCGACGCCGCCUCCGUGCUCUCGUCCGCGUCCAGGACCAACGGCGGGCUCUCGCUCCAGCUCGGACCGGGCCACACCGCGCGGGACUCGUUCCUCGGCGCACGCCUCGCGUGGACCAACGCCGACGGCGGCGGCCGCGAGCGCCUGGUGCUGCGCGUGCGCCGCCACGACCGGACACGCGUGCUGCGCCCCUACCUGCAGCACGUCGAGUCCGUCGCCGACGAGAUGGAGCAGCGCCGCCGCGAGCUGCGUCUCUUCGCCAACACCGGCGUGGACGGGGCCACGGGCGCGCCGCGGUGGGCGUCGGCGCCCUUCACACACCCGGCCACGCUCGACGCGGUGGCCAUGGACCCGGACCUCAAGGCCCGCGUCCGCGCGGAUCUCGAGAAUUUCCUCAAGGGCCGCGCCUACUACCACCGCCUCGGCCGCGUCUGGCGCCGGAGCUAUCUCCUCUACGGUCCGCCGGGCACCGGCAAGUCCACGUUCGCGGCGGCCAUGGCGCGGUUCCUGGGCUACGACGUCUACGACAUCGACCUGUCCCGCGCCGGCAGCGACGACCUCAGCGCGCUGCUCCGGCACACCACCCCGCGGUCGCUCAUCCUGGUCGAGGACCUGGACCGGUACCUGCAGGCCGGCGGGGACGGCGAGGCGCGGGUGCUCAGCUUCAUGGACGGCGUCGCCUCGUGCUGCGGCGAGGAGCGGGUCACGGUGUUCACGAUGCGCGGGGGCAAGGAGGCCGUGGACGCGGCGGCGGUGCGGCCGGGCCGGCUGGACGUGCACAUCCAGUUCACGCUCUGCGACUUCGAGGCCUUCAAGACGCUGGCCAGCAACUACCUGGGGCUCAAGGACCACAAGCUGUACCCGCAGGUGGAGGAGGGCUUCCACGCCGGCGCCCGCCUCAGCCCCGCCGAGCUCGGCGAGAUCAUGCUCGCCAACCGCGGGUCCCCGAGCCGCGCGCUCCGCAACGUGAUCACCAAGCUCCAGCACGUGUCCGGAGGCGCGCCGCCGCGGAACCCAGCGCACAAGCGGAACACGAGCUGGUCCGUGACCGGGCAGCAGUGGGAGGAGCAGUCGGCGCGCGCCAGCGCGGACUCCACGGAAGCGGACGAGACGGCCGCGGGGGCCCCGGCGGGCGGCGGGGUGUUCGGCAAGGACGCGCCGAUGAGGGAGUUCAAGAAGCUGUACGGGCUGAUCAAGAUCAAGAGCCGGAGGGAGGGCGCCGGCGUCGUGCCUCUGGAAGGAGAGGCGCACGGGCCGCCGACGCCGGGCAACCACGACAGGGAGCGACUAGUCAGUUAGUGACCUGGGAGAAAUACAAUCGGAGGAAGAUAAAAAUGAAGGAUUGGGUGAUGUACAUGCUGGGGAGUCUUGUGUGGUUUCAGUUCUAGCUAGCAGUCAGUCAAUUGCUGCAUCAGCGUGAAAGAAAAACAGUCGUGGACAAAAAUGGGAGAAAUUUGCUCUGAAUUUUUGACCGCUUGGCGUGGCAUCAAAUAUCUAUCCUGGCGGAGCAGAGCAAAUAUGAGUGCCGUGCAGAGCAGCCCCAACGACCAACCGCCAACACCCGGUCCCAAAUAUCAGCAGCAGCAGCAGCAGCAGCAGCAGCAUUGAGUUGGGAAAUUGACUCGCUCGCCAUCGCGGGGCCAGUUAUUGGCCCGUCAGACCGGUCGACGCGCGCGGCCUCUCCUCGGCCUCCGGGCGGCCGCUGCAACUUGCGCCUGAUCCGACAGCGACGGCUCCCGCGGCACCACCAGGCAGCAGGCAGCCGCGCGCGGCCGUCGAGGGAGUGCAUUUUCUUUUCCGCAGGGACCAUGCUAAUAAUGGGCUAAAUGGCCACUCAUCACGCGCGCGCGUAUGCCGCCUCCCCGUCGCCGUCGCCGCCUCGCCGGCCGGCGGCACCGCGCGCAGAGAGAAUCUGAGCUAGCAUGUUUCCUGCGGUCUGACGAUUGGAGCUCUUUUUCUCUUGGUGACGACAGGCAGUGAGAUUACUUCGGAUUAACUGUUAUUUACUCCAUCCUUCGGGUACUGCUAAUGAUUGGUUGUGGUGUAGUAGUUUUUGGUGAGCGAAUGAUUCCCCAGCCAUCCACACAAGGUUGUCUGUUCCUCAUGCAAGUAUUCAUCUGUUCGCUUCGGCUGGUGCUUGUAUUGGAGUAUGGUUGUAGCAUCAGUUUAGCUGUCGAGGCUUUGUUUGUGAACUGGAAAGCUCA